AUGUCUGUGAGCGAGAUCUUCGUGGAGCUGCAGGGCUUUUUGGCUGCCGAGCAGGACAUCCGAGAGGAAAUCCGAAAAGUUGUACAGAGUUUAGAACAAACAGCUCGAGAGAUUUUAACUCUACUGCAAGGGGUCCAUCAGGGUGCUGGGUUUCAGGACAUUCCAAAGAGGUGUUUGAAAGCUCGAGAACAUUUUGGUACAGUAAAAACACAUCUAACGUCUUUGAAGACCAAGUUUCCUGCUGAACAGUAUUACAGGUUUCACGAGCACUGGAGGUUUGUGCUGCAGCGCCUGGUCUUCUUGGCCGCCUUCGUUGUGUACUUGGAGUCCGAAACCCUCGUGACCCGAGAAGCGGUUACAGAGAUCCUUGGCAUUGAGCCUGAUCGGGAGAAGGGAUUUCACUUGGAUGUGGAAGAUUAUCUCUCAGGAGUUCUCAUUCUCGCUAGUGAACUGUCGAGGCUGUCCGUCAACAGCGUGACCGCCGGGGACUACUCGCGGCCUCUGCACAUCUCCACCUUCAUCAACGAGCUGGACUCCGGCUUCCGCCUCCUCAACCUCAAGAACGACUCCCUGAGGAAGCGCUACGACGGCCUGAAGUACGACGUGAAGAAAGUGGAGGAGGUGGUCUACGACCUCUCCAUCCGGGGCUUCAACAAGCAGACGGCAGCGGCCUGCGUGGAGAAGUAG
This is a messenger RNA of Rangifer tarandus platyrhynchus (Svalbard reindeer), 687 nucleotides long. NCBI's taxonomy places the organism in Eukaryota, Metazoa, Chordata, Mammalia, Artiodactyla, Cervidae. The record is from the annotation of a GenBank genome assembly.